AUGGAUUCUAAUCCAAAUAUGAAUUUAAAUUUUGUUGAUCUUCUUCAAAAUCAACAAGAUAGUGGCAUCGGUUUCGAAUCUUCUCAUAUUCCUUUAUUUGGCACACAAGCUACUGAUGGUUCAAACUUCGAACAAGACAGUCCAGUGGAGCGGAAUGAGCAAAGGUCUGUUGCUUUCUGGAAAAGGAUUGCAGCCUACUACUCGGCUAGUCCUAAGAUUGUUGAGUGUGACAAAAGAGAGGCAUCAAAUACAACAACCAGAGAGAAAACCAGUGGUCAAAACGAGAAUGUUGUUCUCAAACAUGUUCUCGAAAUCUUCUUCAACAACCAUAAAAAGAAGUUCACCCUUGAACAUGCUUGGAAGGAGAUUCGCAAUUACCAGAAGUGGUGUGACCUGUCUUCAUCUACAAGUGAAGGAAGCUCCAAAAGGAGGAAGUGUGAGGACGGUUCAUAUUUAGCAUGCUCUCAAGCAAAUGAAACCGAUAGUGCUUUAGCUGAUGAAGGAACCACUCGUCCCACGGGUGUUAAGGCAGCAAAAGCCCGUGGGAAAAAACCGAUGGUUGAGGGGAAGGAGCUGUCUAAGUUUCAGACUAUGUGGAAAAUCAAGCAGCAUGAUUUGGCUAUGAAGGAAAAGCUGUCAAAGAUGAAGCUUCUGGACAGUCUCAUUGCAAAAUAA
This is a messenger RNA of Brassica napus (rape), 675 nucleotides long. RefSeq names its product glutathione S-transferase T3-like. The record is from RefSeq and is a predicted model, not a curated record. Lineage: Eukaryota; Viridiplantae; Streptophyta; Magnoliopsida; Brassicales; Brassicaceae. The transcript is spliced from 3 exons. Bases 1 to 675 code for a protein of 224 amino acids.